Messenger RNA from Amoebophrya sp. A120, 2671 nucleotides. NCBI's taxonomy places the organism in Eukaryota, Dinophyceae, Syndiniales, Amoebophryaceae. The record is from the annotation of a GenBank genome assembly.
AGCUCAGGAUGUUAUUUUUUCAAGCUAGAAGGUAUUUUUGAUCCGUUUCAUAUUACCGUGACGGUAAAUCAUCCGGCCACGAUUCUAAUUGGUGCAUCUGUAUUCCACGCGCCCCUUCGUCUGUUUUGUGUUUUGUCCCGAACACGUAUGUCGUGGUUUCUUUACCCAACAAGCGCGAGAAUUCACGUCUCGUGGUCGUCAUUCGUUGCAAACCAAACACAAGAACUACAAAGGUGAUCUGAUCAUCUCGACUGGUGAACAAGAGUACUAGGCUGCUACACCGCCGGCAGACCCCCACCCUCGAAGAGCUGGCACGAUGAAAUAAAGAGGACCCCCGAUAACGAUAAGGAUAACAACUACUUACCUGCUGCCGUUCCAAACCCCAGCUUCCGCCCGCACAAUGUCUUCCGGCACCACCUCUUACGCAGAAGUGAAAAAACGCACGGGCGGCGUCCGGCAGACCGCUCCCGUUUUCGCGAAUCAAGGGGGAUUGAUUUCAUCUCCCGAGGACCCCCGCACCACCGCGACCGUACCCCCACCGCUGCAGCCGCAGCAGCUGCACGGGAAGUCGGCCCCGGCGAGCUUCACGGCCGAAGCGUUGGACACCGGCGCGUUCACACUGUUCACCCCAGAGCAGCAUCCUGUUACUGCCGGCGGGGAUGUUUCAUCACCUUCUGCCGGGACGCAGCAGGCAGAUCGACACGCGGCGAGCACUCUGGACAGGAACUUGGCCAGCACACUGGAUCGCACGCUGUCGGCGAUGAGAAAGGGUAAGUAAAAGUAAGUACUACUCAGCACGUAGGCGAAGAUCAUGACGAGUGGUUAUGCGAAGACCAGAUGUCAUCAUGCUCCGAUCUUUGAUAUUCUUGCGUUUGCGAGUCGACAGCCGAGGACAUUGAUGUCCUGUACUUACUACUUUCACUAAACAACCGUGAUCAAAAAUCCAGAAUCCGACGGCGCCGUCCCGUCUCCGGGUGACCGCGACUGUCCACCGCCACCCAUCCGGAAACCCCGGAACUCGACCGAGGACCCGCUUCUUCCCACCAUGUCCGUUUUUCAGCUCCCCGAGACGGAGUACGAACGAUGCAAACGCACCGGCAAACUCCGCUACCUCCGGUCGCCGGGCGGCAGACGCGCCAGCGCGCCGGGAGACAUGGAGGCAGAAACCUUCUACUUGAACGGAAGUGGCGGCGGUGCAGCGAAAAGCGCUGGUGCGGCCGGGAAUCAGCAAGCAGGCGCCACGACAAGCUCUUUCUCCGCCUCUUCCAGCAGUAAGAGGCCGGAAGAACGACCUGCCCCGGUGGGGGCUGCUGACCAGCAACCGUCGAGAAAGCCCCAGUUUUCCCCAAUGCGUGCCACCACCGUCGAGGAGAUGCAGCAGCUGCAGGAAGCCGGGGUGGAUCGAGCAGGGGGUGCUCCUGCGAUUGUGUCACCUCAGAAGGACACCAUUUUUUGGAAGAUGACCGAGGAGGGAUAUCUUGAGCCAGCGGACACGGAGAAGGACAGAGAUGAUGCGGUAGUGCGAUAUAAUUAGCUGCGCUUGUUUGUGUUUCCGUAUUUGACAUGAUGUCACCAAAAGUGCAAAGGUGUUGUCAUUGACAAAGAAAGUAGGACGAGACAUUCAGAUUCGCAUUCAUGCAACAUUAAUACUAACAAAAAACGCACCACAGCCCCGGUCGCGCGCCUCUGCGAGUCAGUACGUUUCUCCCGACGAGUUGCUCCGCGACGAACUGAUUUCCGGGAUGUACAGCAGGGCGAGCACCCUGCAGGACGAUGAGGGGGAUAGCAUGCUGGGCAACCUCCUGUUCGCAACGAUGCAGUCCUGGAAAUGGCACGAAGGUCCCGGCGGGCAAGGAGACGAGAUCCCGCUCCGGUUCUGAUGACCACAACUACCACGGGCAGACACAAUAAAUAUCGCGAUUUCGUUUUCAGACUUAGAUUUUGACUUUAACUUUUAUCAAAAACAAUAAACAAUAUCCUCGAAGAUAGCAGAAUUAAUCGAUGCAUUGCGGGCCCUUUCCAUCUUUCCCCUUAGCUUAUGAGUAGUUUCCUCGUGGUUUACAUGUGUAGAAAACUGGAUACUGCAGCAGUCUGCACCAGUCAACGCUCCGAAAUGCAUUUUCUGGCCUGUAGUUGUUGUUGAGCUGCUGGAGAAUCGAACAGCAACAGCAAGUAGUAAUAGAUGUCCCUGUAGCUACAACGCGAACACAUUCGCAGUAUUGAAAUAGGGUCAUGCUGACAACUAGGUAGGGACAAGAGGUUUCACUUGUCUCCACCACUGCCUGUAGAAUAGUGCAACACAAAAUAAAGAAAGCCGAGGCUGUCGUCCUGCAGGUAGCAACAGGUUUUUUUGCUAGUUCCCAGAACGAGAACAAAAGAGGCACACAAAGGGCGUCUACUUUCGCGUUCUUUCAGGGGCAGUACAAUUACCUAGACGAGCCAUUGAUCAUACCUACUCAAAUGGUAUAGUGCUAGAGGUCUGGUAGCGCACCCGGCCGGGCGUAAACAUUUUUGUAACAACAACAAAGAAUGUGAGUGGUCUCGUCCCGAAGAACAGCGUUAAGAUUUGCGUUUCAACUAUUUUUCUUUGCACGCAUUGAAAUCUAUCCAUUUCCAUUUCGAGAUGAGGAAGCAGCGAGAGUUGGAUCGCUUUUUGCCCCAAAGGUUGAAU